AUGGGACGCAAGGCGAGACACUCGGCGCGCACGGGCGACGGCGGCGCAGAGGUGCGACUGCGCGCCCAGCAGAUGAAAGAGGCGCAGAAGGUGCAGAAAGACGCGGAGCUGAGGUUCUAUGACGAUCCGUCAGCGAAUGAGAGCGACAGCGAGCAGGUGGAGUCGGAGGAGGACGAGCUGGCAGGGGACGAGGUGCUGGAGCUCGGAGAGGAAGACGAGGAAGAUGAGGCCGAAGAGGACGAGGAGGAGGAGGAGGAGAUGAUGGAUGAAGACGGUGUGUAUGAUGCUGAUGCUGAACGCAGGACGGUGAUGCAGAUGGAGGGCAAGUGGGGCCAGUCGCGCAAGACGUUUUACUCGGCAGACACGGCCGAGUAUGAGCUCGAAUCUGAUGAAGAAGUGGCGAAAGAUGAGGAAGAAGCGGCGCUGGAGCUGCAGCGCAAGCAGGUGGAACUGAUGGACGAUGAGGACUUUGGGAUUGAUGCGCCGGAAACAGACGGCGAAGAAGAAGAAGAAGAGGAGGAAGGAGCGAUGACGAUUCAGGAGGUGGUCGUGGACGAUGAGGAGCUGGUGAGCGAGCAGCUGGCUGGUAUUGCGGCGCUAGCUGACAAUGGGGCUGGCGGUGCUGAGACUGUAGAACAGGUGCACAAGGAUUUCUCCAAGAUGUCGAAGCAGGACAAGCUGCAGAUUGUCAAUCAAUCGGCUCCUGAACUACUGGGUCUUAUCUCAGAGUUAGAUUCGACAACGAAAGAGCUGGCAGAAGUGGUGACGCCGGCUGUGCUCAAGCUGCGACCUGUGCGACGGAAACCGCGUCAGCUGCAGAUGGGGCUGCGCUACCUGAUGACUCGCCAGAACUUGUUGCUGAACUACUCGGCGAAUAUCUCGUUCUACUUGCUAUUGCGUGCGGAAGGAAAGAGCGUGUCGGACCAUCCGGUGCUGAUGCAUUUGUUGCUGCUCAAGAAGCAGUUGAACAAACUUCGCACGAUCGAUGAGGUACUGAACGGCCAAUUGCAGGAUUUGCUCACGAAAGAGCUACCGACUGAGCCGCCGUCAGUGGUUGACGACGGUCUCGGCCAGUUUUUUACCAAGUCGGACCGCAAACGCAGUUCCAAUGCCGAGAAAGUAUCAGCGAAGAAGACGACGAAGAAACCGAAGGUGGCGGCGAAGGUUUCCGCGGAAGAGCUGGCCGAAGCGGAGCGUUUCUACGAGGAGGCCGUCCGUGAUCAGACAGCACUCAAGAAGGCUAAGAAGGAGCUUUACACGCACGAAACACCUGCUCUGGCGUCCAGCGAUGAAGAAAGCGGAGAGGCCGGUAAACGUGGCGCGUCGUACCAGAUUAUGAAGAAUAAGGGUCUGAAGGCUCACAAGAGCAAGCUGAACCGCAACCCGCGCGUCAAGAAGCGCAUGCAGUACCGCAAGGCUGUUAUUAGAAGAAAGGGUCAAGUGCGCGACGUGCGUGUGGGCGAGGCUGGCAAGUACGGAGGCGAAACCACGGGCAUCAAGUCGAAUCUUACGCGCAGUCGCAAGAUCCGCAACUAA
Messenger RNA from Peronospora matthiolae, 1536 nucleotides. The record is from the annotation of a GenBank genome assembly. Lineage: Eukaryota; Oomycota; Peronosporomycetes; Peronosporales; Peronosporaceae.